CCUGUGCAGAAAGUGCAACUUACCAAACCCCCACAAAAAUGGACAUUCUUUGCAGUUGGACUUUGAUUUCAUCUCUUGUCAUCGCAAUAUCAAUUUCUCUGUCCUACAUUAUUUUCCAUCUUUAUAGGAAUACCAAAUUGAAAAACUUCCCCAAAAAAUUAACUUGGACACUUCCUUUAGGCACUCUUGGAUGGCCACUUCUUGGGGAAACCAUGGAGUUCAUCUCUUGUGCCUAUUCAGACCACCCUGAGAGCUUCAUGGAUAGACGACGUCGUAAGUAUGGUAAUGUAUUCAAGUCCCACAUAUUUGGGAAACAAACCAUAAUAUCAACGGACGCAGAGGUGAACAGGUUUAUACUACAGAGUGAUGCAAAGUUGUUUGUGCCUUGUUAUCCAAAAUCUUUAACUGAAUUAAUGGGGAAAUCUUCAAUCCUUCUCAUUAAUGGAAGUUUGCAAAGGAGAAUCCAUGGACUUAUUGCUUCUUUCUUCAAAUCAUCACAUCUUAAAGCUCAGGUCACAAGAGACAUGCAAUGUUAUGUCCAACAAGCUAUGGAUACAUGGGUUGAUAAUAUUCAUUCCCCUAUUCUCAUCCAAAAUCAAGCCAAACAUAUUGCUUUUCAAGUGCUGGUAAAAGCACUGAUUAGUCUGGAUCCAGGGAAGGAAAUGCACUUCUUAAAAAAGCAGUUUCAAGAGUUUGUUUCAGGACUCAUGUCCUUGCCUGUCAACUUACCUGGAACUCAACUUUAUCGGUCAUUACAGGCAAAGAAGGAAAUGGUGAAACUAAUGAAGAAAAUAAUAGUGACUAAAAGGAAUAAAAUGAUCCAAGGAGCAGACCCAAAUGAUGUGUUAGAUGUUCUGUUAAGUGACCAAAGUGGGCAAUUAACAGAUGAUUUAAUGUCUGAUAAUAUGAUUGAUAUGAUGAUUCCAGGGGAAGAUUCUGUCCCACUUCUUAUUACUCUUGCCAUCAAAUAUCUAUCAGAUUCUCCAUUAGCCCUCCAAAAAUUUACGGAGGAGAAUGUGAAAGUUAAUAAGCUUAAGGCAAGGUUAGGGGAGCCCAUGUAUUGGAAUGAUUACCUUUCAUUGCCUUUUACACAAAUGGUAAUUACAGAGACGUUGAGGAUGGGAAAUAUAAUCACGGGGUUAAUGAGAAAAGCCAUGAAAGAUGUGGAGAUAAAAGGGUAUUUAGUACCGAAGGGAUGGUGUGUUCUUACCUAUAUUAGAUCAGUUCACCUUGAUGACACCUUAUACGACACGCCUUACCAAUUUAAUCCUUGGAGAUGGCAGAACAAAGAUACAAAUAGUAGUAGCUUCACCCCUUUUGGUGGCGGACAAAGGCUUUGCCCUGGCUUGGAUUUGGCUAGAUUGGAAGCCUCCAUUUUCCUCCAUCAUUUUGUUACAAAAUUCAGGUGGGAGGCUGAGGAUGAUUCAAUAGUUCAUUUUCCUACAGUAAGGAUGAAAAAGGGAAUGCCAGUUUGGGUCAAAAGGAGAAGAGACCCUUGAGUUGUACUCCCUCCAUUUCUUUUUGAUGUAUCCAUUUGGAAUCUGGUGUGGUUUUUAAGAAAAUUGGAAUAUUGGUUUGUGUGGGUAUAAGUGUAAUGAUUGAGUGUAAGAGAAAUGAUUGAGUGUAAGAGAUUAUAAUAAAUAAAGGAGUGAGAAAAUAAUAAAGAAAUAAGGUAAGAGAGAGGAGUGAUAAUGAUGGGUGAUAAAGGAGGUGAGAGAGUGGGUAUAUGGGGAAGGGAAAAGAAUUAAAUAUUAUGGGUGGGAAAAAUUAUGUGGGAAUUUGGGUAGAAUCUUUAGGUAUUUUGGUAAUUAGAUAGAAAUGUAAGGGUAUUUUAGGAUAAAAUGUAUGUCCAAAAAUAGAAUAGAUUCUAAAUGGAUACAACAAUAUGAAACGCUUAAAAUGGAAACGGAUACAACAAAAAGAAACGGAGGGAGUAACUUGUAAGGGUACAUUGCCAAACAAACAAAGCUAAAAACAAAAAUGGACUCUUUCAAUGCCAACUUUAUCCCUCACUCUUAUGCAAUCAACACAAUUUUAGAUGAUAAUGAAGCAAACAAACAAAAUCUUCCUUCCAGCUGCACACGUGUGGAUGGGCAUCACUGCACUGACAAGUUUGUCCUUCUAUAAAUAUAUACGGAAUACUCCGUAUCCUUCUUUUCA
Spinacia oleracea (spinach) is the source of this 2160-nucleotide messenger RNA. Its product is annotated as 3-epi-6-deoxocathasterone 23-monooxygenase CYP90D1. The transcript is spliced from 8 exons. The coding region runs from base 39 to 1499 and encodes 486 amino acids. Gene Ontology annotation, biological process: brassinosteroid biosynthetic process; multicellular organism development; sterol metabolic process. Gene Ontology annotation, molecular function: iron ion binding; oxidoreductase activity, acting on paired donors, with incorporation or reduction of molecular oxygen, NAD(P)H as one donor, and incorporation of one atom of oxygen; heme binding. The record is from RefSeq and is a predicted model, not a curated record. NCBI's taxonomy places the organism in Eukaryota, Viridiplantae, Streptophyta, Magnoliopsida, Caryophyllales, Amaranthaceae.